Amoebophrya sp. A120 is the source of this 3711-nucleotide messenger RNA. The record is from the annotation of a GenBank genome assembly. NCBI's taxonomy places the organism in Eukaryota, Dinophyceae, Syndiniales, Amoebophryaceae.
UUUGAACCGUUUCUGUCCCAGUUCUUGAAAUAUAUUUCAAAAUGAAGGCCCGUCGCACGUGCUAGCGGUACAUCUUCACUGCUCGUCUGCACCACCAGAUGGAGGGCUUCAUACCAAAGCGUCCGGUUUGCGGCACCAGCGGGCCUAGCACCGGCACUGCACAAAGCCGGAAACGGGCCGUUGUCCUUCUAAGCUGCGCAGCGACAUUUCCCACACAUGCCCCAGCCCACGGCGAGACCAGUUACCCGUUCUCUCGUGCCUGCCCGCUAGGCCAUACACCGUCGACGUCAAGUACCUGCUACGAUGGGACGACCUGUUCGGACGGCGAGGCGUGUUGCGAUCAGGCGCACGGUGGGCACAACGUCUGCCCGGCGACAAAUCCGCACCUGUGUCCGACUUCCCCACAGGAGGAGCGUGGGCUGGCGCAGUACUGCACACAGGCAGCCAGUUGCCACACCAUGGCGCCAAGCGGAGGAACUAGUGAAACAACUACCGCGGCACUCUGCAGCAAAGGGUGUACGGUGGUACACUUGAAACUAGACCCCGGCGGGGUAUCGGACUGGUCAAAAUCAAGCAGCCUAGGCCCGCUGAUUUUCCGCAGCGGCCCCACGGCGUAUUCCCGCCUACCCGCUUCCUGCUACACCCCCGCCGCCACGCAGCACUGCGCACUCCGGGUGUGCGACGCGCGGUUUCUGGAGGUCGUGCCGGAAAACGCCGGGGUGGACGGGCCCGAGCACACGUUUUCCGCGGAAGUCCGGAAUUUGACGAACGAUUUGGUUUAUCAGGGGGACGUACUGCAGAAGCAGCUGUCCUUCACCGGACACGAUGUGUGGAUCGACGAAGGCUCCGGGUGCUGUAAAGACCCCCUGGCCGCCCACGCAUUCGCGGGGCAGCGCGGCACGACGCUGGCGCAGUGCAAACAGUUUUGCAUAAGUAGCAACUGCGACUUUCUCGAGUACGCAAGCACGCUGCAAAACGCACCGGCCUCCGUACACAAGGGGGAUACUUCCAGUGUCUGCCGCGUGAUGCGCGGCUCUUGCCGGGCCGCGGACCCGAUGUUGGGGCGCUGUGCGGAGGACGCGGUGGGCACGGCUGCUUCGGCCAGUAUCUUCCGGACGUACGCCUUCCAGCCAAAAUCAAAGGAAGUCCGCGUCGGGGUCUCUUGCGGCGACGACGCAAAUCUACCGCAACAGGAGAGCGGUGCAGCCACAAACUGGGCGACUUCGCUGUGGACGGCGCCAACGUGUGGCGAUACGGAAGUUUGUCGAGAAGGUAGGUGUCAUCGGACCUGCGUCUCCUCGCGGGAGUGCGCGGCAUAUCCUUAUCGGGUUUGCGACUUCUGGGACGCGGAGCGGGUUUGCAGGCACAAGGAGUUAUUCGCGGAUCCAGUCGAUAUGGAUCUGUUGGGAACCUUUUUGUUCUUUCUCGGCUCUGGCCUGGCACUGUCCGCCGGGGUCGGCGGAGGCGGCAUUUAUGUGCCACUUCUGAUUCUGCUGCUAAGGUUUCGAGCACACAAAGCCACGGCGGUUUCGCAGGUGAGGGAGGAAGGUUGUUUAAGGAUUUUUCGGAUAGAGUUUUUCGUGACCAGGUAAGUAGUUCUUUCACUGCAGUGCUGCUGCGACAUUUUGAUGACGUCAUGGUUUUGUAAAUACUGCUUUAUCGAAAAAUAAAAUGCAGUCCAUGCUCGCGGGCGGCGCGAUUUCGGUGCUUCUCUACAAUCUGAAGCAGCGCCACCCCACCGACAAAUCCCGGUCCAUGGUGGAUUUCGACCUCACCGCCAUUCUCGGUUUCCCUCUCAUGGCCGGUGUACAGAUGGGCGCCGUCGUGCACAAGAUAUCACCCGACUGGCUGAUCCUGUUUCUCCUCAUCGCAGUUCUGACCGAUUCGGGCCGCAGGACCCUGCGAAAAGGCUUAUCCCUCUGGCGAGACGAGAACCAAGCCCGAGCGAGGCCUGGCUUGCAGAAAACCGAAUCCGGUAGCACCUCCAAUCCGAACGUGAUUUACCAGAUCAGUCAGAAACUUUCCUCGGUGGGCAGCACCCCCACCAGCUACCAGGAGUUUCAGGACGCGGAUGUGCCCGAGGUGAUCGGGAACGCCGACGGAGAUCAUGGGGAAAUUGACGACCAUGGAAAUAAUCCGAAAACUCUUGCAAGAAAAAACAGUCCUGGCGAGGAGACCGGGUUGACCACGUCCCCGCUCUCGUCUGCGCACUCCUCCUCUCUGUCUCUGGUGCCCACCAACGGCAGCAACAUGGAGCAAGUGGUGAUCGCGAAGAAUCAUUCGCCAAUAAAGGGUGUCGACCACAAUCUGUCUCCAGUGGCGAGUGGCACACUGAGAAUACAACCACCGAGCGCGGGGAAGGGCAACACGGUGGAUAGCGCGCAGCCGUCCCCGGUGAAUGAGCUGUCGUCUACAAUAGCGAGGUCCUCGCGGGGAAAGGUCAGUGACGCCGGAAUCCAAAAAAUGCUUCUCGGGGUCUGGAUGAUCAUGCUCGUCGUGUCGGGGGUAAGAAGUUGUGGCUACUUGUUGUGUUAAUGCAAUGACUUUGCUCGUUGAACAAAAUAAAGAUUUCUAAGUGCGUUUUCGCUUUAUUUUACUGAACGACUUCGAUCUCGAUCCCCCUCAAGGUAAAGACAAGUUUGGGCUACUGCACCGCGCUCUUUUGGCUCAUCCUCCUCAGUGCCACCUCCGUUCUGUUGUAUCUCUAUCACACAGAAAAAAACUGGCAGGUCAUAUUUGUAAUGCAAAAAUAAAUGGACAAGAAAACUUGUAUUGCAUACCCGAAAUAGCAUGCUACGAGGUCGCCCAUGACAGAUUUUUCUGUGUAUUUCUUUUUGCAUUACAAAUAUGCCCUGCCAGCUUUUUUCUGUGGGAUAAUCUCGCCUACAGACACGCGCAGAGCCUGGUCAAGCAGUACGAAGAGAGGAAAACCGUGUCCGUUACACCAGGAGGCAACGGGCAGCAAGUCGAAGCGAAGUAUUAUUCUCUACUAUCGAUCGAAGCGUUCAUGAUUCUCAUAUUUGCUUUUGCCUCUCAUAGGACACCCUACUGAAAGAAAAACCGCAGCAGAAUACGACUUGGUUUUGUCACACUUCAGGUCUUAUCGCGACACGUGGGAGUUUUUUGACACACGAGAAAACGCACUGCGGUUGCUUUUCUACGCAUACGGCGCUGGAGUCAUAGCCGCAAUGUGCGGCAUAGGGGGUGGCAUGCUACUAGGUCCGAUCAUGAUGGAGAUGGGCUUGCGGCCCCAGGUUUGUGUGCUUUGUUGAAAUUUUAGUUUACUGAGAGAUGAUCUUCCAAUGGCAUCAUGCGAUAAAAGAUUCAAAGCAAAAGUUGGGAUUACUUUUCGUCAUCAAACCGCAGGUAACAACCGCGACUACCGCCACGACGCUGUUUAUGCUGUCCACCACCGCCAGUACGAUUUUUAUCAUUGGCGGCCAAGCGCCCCUCGCGUACUCGCUUUUCUUCGCGGUCGUGUGCUGCUGCGGGGCGAUCUUGGGGAAAUCAGUAAUCAAUUACUACGUGAAGAAAUACAACCGAACGUCAGUCAUCGCGUUACUCCUUGCUGGCGUUAUCCUCGUAAGCACGGUGAUGCUGCUCAUCAUUGGUUUGCUCGACCUCUUUGGAGACGUCAGUGCGGCUUCUCGUGGCUCCAGCGCAGCGAAGGCCGAUCUGUGGUUCAAGGGGCUGUGCGACGAGACGCACUGA